This is a messenger RNA of Morchella sextelata, 2229 nucleotides long. RefSeq lists its product as uncharacterized. The coding region runs from base 1 to 2229 and encodes 742 amino acids. The record is from RefSeq and is a predicted model, not a curated record. Lineage: Eukaryota; Fungi; Ascomycota; Pezizomycetes; Pezizales; Morchellaceae. Gene Ontology annotation, molecular function: polyubiquitin modification-dependent protein binding. Gene Ontology annotation, cellular component: VCP-NPL4-UFD1 AAA ATPase complex. The transcript has 2 exons.
AUGGUAGCUCCUACUCCAUCCCUCAACUGGUCCAGCCAGCUAUCGGUAACAGCCUCUACAGACACCCCGGUCUCACUAACAGGCGAUAAAAUCCUACUACCACAGUCUGCCCUCGAACAGCUUCUCGCCGCAUCAGCAUCUGCACCGCAGCCCCCGCCAGCCGUUGUAGAUCUUGAAUCAUGGGAUACACCGCAGGAGCCACAACAGCGAAAUCAACAGCUGCCCCAUCCGUUAAUAUUUAGGCUUUAUAAUCCUGCAAAUAACCGCUUCUCGCAUGCGGUACCACGGGAGUUCUCAGCGGCCGAGGGGGAGGUCGGAAUAUCCCCAUUUCUAAGAGAGGCGCUAGGUCUUGAGGAGAAACACGAGGAGGCGUUACGAGAAGGCGAGACGGGGAGCACGAGGGAGAAAGCAAAGAUCACUAUUGUUUCAAAAUCUUUGCCCAAAGGAACGCACGUACGGCUUAGACCUCUAGAAGCUGGUUACGAUGACGAAGACUGGAAGGCGCUUUUAGAGCGGCAUCUGAGGAUGCAUUUUACAACCUUGACGGUAGGUGAGAUUUUGUCAGUUGCUGGAAGGACAAACAGCCGGGGGAAGGGGGACCGCGGAGAGUUUAGAUUCUUGAUCGACAAACUAGAACCUGAGGAGGCGGUCUGCAUCGUCGAUACUGAUCUGGAGGUCGACAUCGAACCUUUAUCAGAAGAGCAAGCAAGAGAAACAUUGAAACAGCGAAUAGCACGUAAGACAGGCGGGGCUAGCACAGGCGGGGUAGUCAAAAUCGACGAGCCUGUUCAAGGCCAAGUUUUACCAGGAGGCUACCAUUUCUAUGAGCUCAAGGAGUGGAAGCGGGAUCUGCCUCUCAUAAUAGAUGUCGAUGGAGUGGAAGACGGUGAUGAAGUAGAUAUCUUUGUUUCAACGUCGAAGCAGCAUCGCAAACCCCACGAUGACGAACAUGUAUGGGGAGAUUUUGGGAGCUCGUAUCCAAAACGCAUAAAAAUUGCUCCCACAAAUAUUGAGCUCGUUGAUCUAACUACACUAUCUUUCGGCAUCCAUGGUUACAGAACCCUUGAUGCGGGCGAUGACGAGGAAUCAGAAGAUGAAUCCACAAGACCAUAUGUUCUCAGAAUCACACAGCUCGGGUCCUCCGAGGAUAUGGAAACUGACACACCCACAAAUGAUGGACUCCCCCCAGGACCAGAUUACAAAAAAUGCAACAACUGCACUCAGUGGAUACCCGCACGCACCUUUAUGCUACACGAAAACUUUUGCCUACGCAACAAUCACGUUUGCAAAAAGUGCAACCAAGUUUUUAAACGCGGCACUGAAUCGCAGCAUUGGCACUGCCCGCAAUGCAGCGCACAUGGGAUUAAUGCCCCCUCAGCAUUGGAAAAACACGCAUCAAUCUUUCAUCACCCACGGCACUGUACUUCAUGUCCUUAUGAAGCUGCAAAUCUUCCCGACCUUGCUGUUCACAGAACCACGACUUGCCCCGGUAAAAUAAUCCUUUGCAAAUUCUGCCAUCUUCUCGUCCCUCAGGAUGGAGAAGGCGAUGGGUCACAACCAAAUGCAGAGAUAAUCAUGACGGGACUCUCGAAACACGAACUGGAAUGCGGAUCACGAACAACCGAGUGCCAUCUCUGUUCAAGAAUCAUAAAACUGCGUGAUAUGGAAAAUCACCUCAAAAACCACGACCUCCAGCGUUUAUCAAAAAGUCUUCCAAGGGUCUGUAGAAAUCCCAACUGUGCGCGCACACCUAAAAAUGCAAGGAACGACCUCGGACUUUGCGGGUUCUGUUUCGGCCCCCUUUAUGCACAAGGGUAUGACCCAACAGGCUCGCAGCUAAAGCGUCGUGUCGAGCGGAAGCUUCUCCAACAGCUACUCUCUGGUUGUGGGAAGUCCUGGUGUCAGAACGAUAUGUGUAAGACAGGCCUUGAGAACAGUGGGGUGAAGCCGGAUGGGGUUAUGAGCACUGCGAAAGCGUUCCCAAUCAUUAGACCCAUCACGGAUAAACUUCUGGAUACAAGUGUCCCAUUGAGUUUGUGUGUAGAUGAAACCACGAAGAAAAGGAGGGAAAUGGCCGAGUGGAUGAGCGCGGAAAGCGCAUUGCAUGAGGGCGGGGGUUAUGAUUUAGCCUUUACUAUUGCUGCGGUAGAGGAGGCAGCAGGUGAUAGGGAUGGCGCCUGGAAGUGGCUGGAGAGAGAAGGGGUUAGAAGCGGUGAGAGAAGAGAAUAG